AUGUUUAUCUCCCAGUGCUCAAACAAAGCCACACAGGAAGCAGGAACAGCCCAACAAACUCCUCUGAAUGCUUAUGAUGCCGGAUCCCAGCUGGACCACAGGGAUGCCACCCUUCGGAUAAAAGGAUCUCAACUGGACCACAGGGAAGCCACUCCCCUG
Pelobates cultripes (western spadefoot toad) is the source of this 159-nucleotide messenger RNA. The record is from the annotation of a GenBank genome assembly. Lineage: Eukaryota; Metazoa; Chordata; Amphibia; Anura; Pelobatidae.